AGGAACGUCACUGCCUCUGUUUAUGUACAAACACUUAAAAUAUUAGGACUGGACGACUCAUAAGGAUCCCGGAGGCUGCUCCGACGCGUUAUACGCCCAUUUGUAAACGUUCCGAUGAGCAGCUGCUGAGCUCAGCCGGGCACCAUGUCCUGCGGGAAGGUGAUCCCGCACACCCCGCUGGCUGUGGACUUCUGGCAGGUCCGCAAAUGUACGGGGGCUCGGCUCUUCUUCCUCUCCCACAUGCACAGCGACCACACGGCGGGGCUGAGCUCCACCUGGAGCGACAGGCCCAUCUACUGCUCCCCGAUCACCGCCUCUCUGCUCCGGCUGAAGCUGCAGGUGAAAGAAAAGUGGAUCCAUCCCCUGGAGCUGGGUGAGCCACACCUGCUCCCGCUGGAUGACAUUGGAAAGGAGACACUCACGGUCACACUCAUAGACGCUAACCACUGUCCAGGAGCGGUCAUGUUCCUGUUCGAAGGCUACUUUGGCACUAUCCUGUAUACUGGUGACUUCAGAUACACCCCUUCAAUGCUGCGGGAGCCGUGCUUUCAGACCAACACCGCCAUCGAUGUCCUGUACCUGGAUGACACCAACUGUGACCCCAACCGCACGUUGCCCACCAGACAGCGAGCCACACAACAGAUCAAAGAGAUCAUUCGCAGCCAUCCCCACCACGCUGUUGUCAUCGGUCUGUACGCGCUGGGUAAGGAGUCGCUGCUGCUGGAGCUGGCGCUGGAGUUUAAGACCUGGGUGGAGGUGAGCGUGGAGAGGAUGGAGACCCUCAGAGCUCUGGAGCUGCCUGACGUCUUCACCACCGAGCCCGGCGCCGGCCGCAUCCGCGCCGUCAAGCAGUGGGAGAUCUGCUCCGCCGCUCUGCGGGAGUGGAACAGGGAGCAGCCCACCUUGGCCAUCCUCCCCACCAGCAGGCCCCUGGUCUCCUUCCACCCCGACGUCUACGUCGUGCCCUUUUCGGACCACUCGUCCUACCAGGAGCUGGAGGAUUUCGUCGCCGCGCUCAGACCCGCCUCCGUGGUGCCGCUGCUGGCGAGCCAUCUGCCCGGCGGCCUCGCUGCGUUGCUCCCCAGCAGGAAGCGCCACGAAGUCCUGGUGCCCGAGUCGGUCAGGAACUACAUGCUGGGGCAGCCUGAGCAGCGGAGGCUCGACUCCUCGGCGUGCGCUCGCCUCCAUCGCAGGCACGUCCAGCAGCUCCCCCCCAGAGGAGUGAUCUUUGACUCCCCUGGUCAGGCGUGCAGUCCGGACGCCGUGCGGUCCGACUGUCUGCAGCUGCUGGAAGAGGAGAUGAACACCGACAGCAGCGAGGACGACUCCGACUGCAUCCUGGUGGACUUCAGCAAAAACAUCUCUCCAGACAGAAGCAGGAAAGCCGCCGGAGACCCGUGGAGGCUUGAUAUCAUCCGCACGGCGUCCGAUGAAACGGUAUCAGAGUUUGGUCAGCUCAGCCACAGCAGCUCUUCCUGUGUUGAGAUGAAAAAUAGCACAACCACAAAACGGCCUUUUGAAAGUGAAGCCCAGAUGAAAGCCGUUCGCCAGAAUGGACACCGACCGCCGCGGAGCCACAGCUCCCCGUCAGACGGGGAUAACGUGAGCCAGCACCGCGGGGUUGGUCAGAAUGACCCCGAAGAGGAGAGCAGCUCUUCCUCUGAGCGGCGCCGCAGUCGUUUAGAGCAGCUGGAAAUCGGCCUUUUGAAGAACCUGCCUUUCUCGAAGGAGGACAUGAAUCCCCGAGGCCUCCUGCCCAGGAGCUUCGUACUGCGGCAUCCUCUCACCCCUCAGAGCAAGACGACCUCUGUCAUCGUCUUCUCUUAGAAACCCGUUCGUGUCCCUCUGUGCCGAGAGACUGUCUGUCUACACUCUGUUGGGUCUCGAUCGGCGUGAAGUAAUUUCAUCCUAUUUAAAAAGGAACUGAUAUUUAGUUGUUUUUUUUUCCCCACAUUUGCUUGAGUAUUUGCCAAAUUGAACCAAAGUGGUAUUUGUGUUUGCUGCAGUCUGUGGAGUCCGCCUGAGCUGGAGAAUCAGAAGACGUCUCAGAGUCACUUUGUUUUUUUUCUCAAUCUGCCGUUGGUUUUGCUCGUGUCUCAGUCGUUACGUUAAGACGAUGGCCUUAUGUUUCAGUUCUUUCAGCGGCGUUUUACUUGAUGGAUGAUGGAGGAACAGCUUGGCUCAUCACUGUUUGCCUGGAUUGUCUGGACCGACAGUCCUCUUAAUGUUUUCUCUCAUAAUAAUUCAGCCAAGUUUGUUUUGCUGCUGCCUGAAUGGCCUCUAUCAUUCAGAGUUCUGUCCUUCGCCGUUACAUUUGUGAAGUUUCAUUGACUAAUUCCAGCAAUCAGUGGUUGUUUUGAUUGGAUUUUUUUUUUCAGAUUUGGAGCUCUGACGUGAUUGUUCAGCAGGUUUUUGAAGGUUUUGGUUAUGCACUAAGCCGGACGUGUCGUUGUCUCCAGUUCGUUGUGAAACUCACGUAGUGGUGUUGUUUUGUUCAGUCUGCAGUUCCAGACAGAUCAAUGACACUAAAGUCAAACACGUUACAGAUCUGAUCUAUUCAGUAUUGAUCAAGAGCACAGGAGGUGUAACAAUAAUAUAUUGCUCGUCCUCCAGGUGGCACUAUAGUACUGUUUCUGUUUCAAAUUGCACUACUGCUUAAAUAGUGUUUUUUUUUUUCUCCACAUUUAAACUUAAAUAAUCACUGAAGCUCACAGAGGAAGAAUACAUUUCUACCAAAACCUGUUCAAACUUUAAUCGUGUGUGUGUCUGUAAAAGAAUAUUGAUAUUGGAGGCAGCUGGUGAAUAUACUUGGAUAUGAAUCAUUUCUUUUCUUCCUUUAUUUAAAAACCUUCUUUUCCGUCCUCACUGAUCACCUGCAGUGUUUGAGUCACCGUCCUUCAUCUUUUUCCAGAGCACCAUGUAAAACAUUCAGUUUGUCCCCAAGAGAUCAGCGGCUCAAACAACAAAGUGACCUUUUUCUAACUUCUCCUAACUUCACCAGCUACACACAAACCGGGUUUACAGCUCAUUGUUAUUUGCCUGUCUGCGACGUUUUAACGUCACGUGACGUUUUGAUCUGAUGUGACGGCUGAGCUGUGGUGUUUGGAUCUGUCUCCUUUUCUGAUGUGAACCUUUCUCAUGUGCACCAUGUAAGUAUCCCAUCGAUGCUAAAACAAGAUUGUGAGUGACUCGUUUCCUCAA
Messenger RNA from Salarias fasciatus (jewelled blenny), 3201 nucleotides. It is a transcript of the gene dclre1b, whose product is annotated as DNA cross-link repair 1B. The coding region runs from base 145 to 1827 and encodes 560 amino acids. The record is from RefSeq and is a predicted model, not a curated record. Lineage: Eukaryota; Metazoa; Chordata; Actinopteri; Blenniiformes; Blenniidae. Gene Ontology annotation, molecular function: damaged DNA binding; 5'-3' DNA exonuclease activity. Gene Ontology annotation, biological process: interstrand cross-link repair; telomere maintenance; double-strand break repair via nonhomologous end joining. The transcript is spliced from 4 exons.